CACUUGCCUAACCUUGACUGUCCAGCCUUUGCGCUACCGCCUAUCGGGCUCAUAUAACAUUGCAUCCAUUCCUCGUGGUGGGUGUCUUGCAACAGUAUCACCCGAAAACAUGAAAACCAUCUUUGUGCAAUUUUUCACUCUACUAGCCGCCGCCCUCGGCUUCUAUCCGUCAGAAAAAUGGUUUCUACCAGCAUCUUUCAACGCCAAGUCGUGGCUAGGGGGCUACAAGAGCAGACCCCAAUACUGGGACCUUGACAUAGAUGAAGAUCGUCCCAAACCAAUUUUGUUGGACCUCAAAAUAAAGGGCUUUUCCAUCAAGCUCUAUUACCUACGUGCCAAGUCGUCCACGUCCAAAGUGGUUUCCGUGUGUUACCACGGACAGACCAAAGCCGUCGGCGCCCUAUAUACCGAAUUCUGGUCUUUGCUUGGAAAUGAUACAGACCUAAUCUUGGUCAAUUUUUUUGGAUAUGGAACCAUCGACCAGGAUCGGUCUCAGCCCUUGUCAACAGCCGCGGCGGCAACGUUCGAUGAACUUCUAAACGUCAUACCGGCCGCUAUCCAAAAGCAGAUUUUCGAGCCGGAUGUGCUCGAUUGGACUCAUUUCGACCCUCGCAUGGUACGAAGGAAUGAUAGAAUACUGGAGGUAAAACCUCUCGAUGAAGAUGCAACGAGCUCAUUACCCAAAACAUUCACAGACUACAAGAUCGUCCCAUUCGGGAGGUCGUUCGGCGCAUCACUAGCGUUAAAGCAUGAGAAGAAGUGGCCUGUUUGCCUAUAUAUGCCUUAUCUCGGUCGACAGAACGUGACCGGUCCAAGAUUCUUACGUCCGUUGGUACAAUGGGCGUUGGAGAGGCUCCCAUUUCCAGAAGCCAAGUUCGAUGAUGCACUCUCCGGAGAACGUCGAUCCUUGGUCAUCAUUGCCAAAGAUGACCAAGUUGUCGGCAAGCCGGACCCUGAGGUGUUGAGCGACUUGCAGAGCAAAGGCCGUCUCUAUACCAUCAAUGGCGAUCAUGGCGCCCUACCGGAUCCAGGCUGCAAGAUCAUAGUCAGAGAUUUUAUGGCCGAAAUGGGCCAAGAGCAGAGUACUAGGCCCCACUGACGAGAGAAGGUACAUAUUAGAGCCAAUACGUACAGAACCGUCAUGUGUGGGUUUGGAAAGAGUUCUGCAACUAGCUAGCCAACCGAGUAACAAGGAGGACAAAUCUGAGGAGGGAAAGAAAGAAGGAAGAACACUCCCUCUCUCUCUCUCGUUAUAUGGGACGCUCUACUGUAAGGGGUCCUCGUUGCCUUGCCUCUUUCCCUUGCCUCCUGAUUCCGUAU
Cladophialophora immunda is the source of this 1320-nucleotide messenger RNA. RefSeq lists its product as uncharacterized. The transcript has a single exon. Bases 110 to 1099 code for a protein of 329 amino acids. NCBI's taxonomy places the organism in Eukaryota, Fungi, Ascomycota, Eurotiomycetes, Chaetothyriales, Herpotrichiellaceae. The record is from RefSeq and is a predicted model, not a curated record.